AUUUUUGAUUGCUAUGUUAGAAUUUGGUUCAGCAACAACUUCUUCAUCGGCAUCGUAUCAUCAUCGUCAUCCGUACUGCUCGCGUCGAAAGUAAUCUGAAGCAAAAGCAGCGGCGGGGGAUAUCUUGUAUUGAUCAGAGAAGAUUAGGGGGUGAAAGAGAUGGGAGAAGGGGGUGAAGAUGUGAAGGGACCAAACGAAGGAAACCCUAACUCCAAAGAUCAUGAUAAUCUGCAGUUGUUGAACGAAAAAGUCUCUUCCAGAAAAGGCAAAUCAUGCAAAGGAUGUUUGUACUAUUCAUCAACUCUCAAAUCCAAUUCUCGCAACCCUGUUUGCGUCGGCAUCACCCGUUCCCUUCCUAAAGCACCUCGCUACUACGUUGGAGAAUCUGAGAUGGAAGCUUCAAAAGAGGGUAGGAGCCUUGCUGAUUUCAGAUAUGGUUGUGUUGGUUACUCCGUUUAUUCAGAUAUGAAAAAUCACAGUGGGGAUGCACAAGAAACACAAAAGGAGUUGCCAGCCUGUGUUGGUAUCGAGGUUCUGGUGGAUAGAAAAGUUAACAACGCUAACUCUACUCCUCAUCAUGUGCAUAACAAAGAUAACCAUGCAAUUCCACAACCACGAGUAAACAGGCCAGCUCAAUCUGCAGCGGAUGAUUUCUUUAGCAGAUUUACGAGAAAUGCAAAUGUAGUUGCAUCAGGGGUAGCGAAGAACGUGCGUAAAGUUGGGAAUCAAAUAAAGGAAAGCGUGGAUGACAUUUUGUAUCCUUAUCGAAGACGACCAAAGUAACAAGGAAAUAACGAUUGUAGGAAUGGACAUUCUUUAUCCAUACCAAAGACCCACACUUUACUACUACUGAUGAUCAAGAGCAGUAAAGAAAAGAAGAUGAAUCAUCAAGUCUCUGUCUCUAGUUUUAAGGAUGCAAAACAUUUUCAUUUUGUUCUCAUAAUGUCUUGAAACUAAAACAGAUGGUUAUGCAUCCUAAUAUUAUUUUUGUACACCGACUGAUAAUUGCAGAUAUUAAUGAGUUUCAUGGGUUACUUAUAA
Cynara cardunculus var. scolymus (artichoke) is the source of this 1041-nucleotide messenger RNA. RefSeq lists its product as uncharacterized. Lineage: Eukaryota; Viridiplantae; Streptophyta; Magnoliopsida; Asterales; Asteraceae. The coding region runs from base 160 to 783 and encodes 207 amino acids. The transcript is spliced from 5 exons. The record is from RefSeq and is a predicted model, not a curated record.